UAGCAUCCAAGUAUCUCGUCCAGAGUAGAAGGAAGUGAAGUCAGAAAAUGGCUCUCAAUUUGAAUCCCUUGCUUUCUUUUACUUUCCUGCAAAUGGGUUAUCAUACACCUCCCAAAUUCUCCAUGGCUUCCAUGCACCGCUCUGUGUCCAGGGAGAUUAAGAAUACAAAGAAGACUUCUAGCUCUCCUCGCAAGGUGCAAGUAACCCAUUCAAUGCCACCACACAAGAUUGAGAUUUUCAAAUCCAUGGAGAAUUGGGUUGAGGAGAACGUUUUAAUUCACCUGAAGCCAGUUGAGAAAUGUUGGCAACCUCAGGAUUUUCUGCCUCAUCCUGCUUCUGAUGGAUUUCAUGAGCGAGUCGAGGAGCUAAAGGAGAGAGCAAAGGGGAUCCCGGAUGACUACUUUGUCGUUUUGGUUGGAGAUAUGAUCACUGAAGAAGCCCUUCCAACUUACCAAACACUGUUCAAUACCACUGAUGGAAUCCGUGAUGAAACAGGUGCAAGCCCCACUUCUUGGGCAACUUGGACAAGGGCAUGGACCGCUGAAGAGAACAGGCACGGUGACCUUCUUAAUAAGUAUCUCUAUCUGUCUGGAAGAGUAGACAUGAAACAAAUUGAGAAGACGAUCCAGUAUUUGAUUAGGGCUGGAAUGGAUUUCCAGACGGAAAACAAUCCGUACCUUUUAUUCAUCUAUACUUCAUUUCAAGAAAGGGCAACCUUCAUAUCCCAUGGCAAUACUGCCAGGCUCGCCAAGCAACAUGGGGACAAGAGCUUGGCUCAAAUAUGUGGCAUAAUAGCCUCAGAUGAGAAGCGCCAUGAAACUGCCUACACCAAGAUAGUGGAAAAGCUCUUUGAGAUUGAUCCCAAUGGGACUGUCUUGGCUUUUGCAGACAGGAUGAGGAAGAAAAUCACCAUGCCGGCCCUCUUGAUGUAUGAUGGAUGUGAUGACGACCUUUUUGAACACUUCUCAGCAGUUGCUCAGCGGCUUGGUGUGUAUACUGCCAAGGACUAUGUUGAUAACUUAGAAUUCUUUGUGGAAAGAUGGAAUGUGGAAAAGCUAACUGGGCUUUCUAGUGAGGGGCGAAAAGCUCAGGAUUAUGUUUGUGGGUUAGCUAAAAGAUUGAGAACACUGGAGGAGAGAGCUCAAGAAAAGGCUAAGCAAGCACCCACCAUUCCUUUCAGUUGGAUUUUUGAUAGAGAAGUGAAGCUCUGAGUGCAAAAUGGAAGACAAGGAUUGGUCGUGUUCUCAAAGAUCUAUCAAGUAAUAUACAAGUGUAAGCCAUCUAUGUUUCUCUAUCUCAAUUUCAAUAAUCACGAUCUCGUCUCAUAUCACUUCUUAGAAUCCUACAAACCAGGGUUUUGGUUUAUAUCUCA
This is a messenger RNA of Vitis vinifera (wine grape), 1372 nucleotides long. RefSeq names its product stearoyl-[acyl-carrier-protein] 9-desaturase, chloroplastic. Gene Ontology annotation, cellular component: chloroplast stroma. The transcript has 3 exons. Bases 48 to 1211 code for a protein of 387 amino acids. NCBI's taxonomy places the organism in Eukaryota, Viridiplantae, Streptophyta, Magnoliopsida, Vitales, Vitaceae. Gene Ontology annotation, biological process: defense response; fatty acid metabolic process. The record is from RefSeq and is a predicted model, not a curated record. Gene Ontology annotation, molecular function: stearoyl-[ACP] desaturase activity; stearoyl-CoA 9-desaturase activity.